This is a messenger RNA of Pungitius pungitius (ninespine stickleback), 930 nucleotides long. RefSeq names its product trace amine-associated receptor 1-like. Lineage: Eukaryota; Metazoa; Chordata; Actinopteri; Perciformes; Gasterosteidae. Gene Ontology annotation, biological process: G protein-coupled receptor signaling pathway. The transcript is spliced from 2 exons. Gene Ontology annotation, molecular function: trace-amine receptor activity. The coding region runs from base 1 to 930 and encodes 309 amino acids. Gene Ontology annotation, cellular component: membrane. The record is from RefSeq and is a predicted model, not a curated record.
AUGGAACCAGAAGCGACUGACAACGGGUCUUACGCCGUUAGUGACUCACAUCCCUGCUACAAAUCAGACAAUACAACGUACUCAUUCACCAGCAACCCUUCCAUAUUAUGUGUUUCAUUAUAUGUUUUCCUUGGCAUAUUAUCAGCCGUCACAAUAUGUGGAAACCUUCUUGUAAUAAUCUCCGUUUCUUACUUCAAACAGCUUCACGUCCCUACUAACUUCCUCAUUCUGUCACUGGCUGUUGCUGAUCUGCUUGUCGGAGUUGUGGUCUUCCCUUUCAGCAUGGUUUUCACUGUGACCUCGUGUUGGCAUCAUGAGGGUUUGUUCUACAGAUACUACGCUGUAUGUCAGCCCCUCUCUUAUAAAAGUAAAGUAAAUGAUCGUGUCACUGGGAUGAUGAUCCUGAUGAGCUGGGCCGUGGCUGUUCUAAUUGGCAUCUGCAUUAUAGUUGCAAGUUUUAAUCAAGGAAAAUGUGAAGAAAGUUGCUUAAUUGAUGCUCUUAUAUCAACCACUCUAGCGUGUAUUUUUUCUUUUUAUAUUCCAAUCAUUAUAAUCCUUGGUACCUACCUAAAAAUCUUCCUUGUUGCAAAGAGACAGGUAAUCAGCAUUCAGAACACAACCGGUCUUACCAAAAAGUCUGGAACAAAUGUGAGUAAGAGGGAGAGAAAGGCCACAAAAACUCUGGCUAUUGUUUUGGGAGUUUUUCUCCUAUGUUGGGCUCCAUAUUUUCUUUGUGUCCCAUUUCUGCCUUUUAGUAAUAAUUCAGUACCAGUUCCUUUAAUUGAAACCCUCAACUGGCUUACACUGUCAAAUUCAAUGCUUAAUCCAUUUAUUUAUGCUUUCUUUUACAGCUGGUUCAGAUCAGCUUUCAAAAUGAUAAUUUGUGGAAAAGUAUUUUGGGGGAAUUUUGCAAAUUCCAAACUCCUGUGA